This is a messenger RNA of Zea mays, 2180 nucleotides long. RefSeq names its product 4-coumarate--CoA ligase-like 3. Gene Ontology annotation, cellular component: peroxisome. NCBI's taxonomy places the organism in Eukaryota, Viridiplantae, Streptophyta, Magnoliopsida, Poales, Poaceae. The record is from RefSeq and is a predicted model, not a curated record. Gene Ontology annotation, biological process: ubiquinone biosynthetic process. The transcript has 6 exons. The coding region runs from base 206 to 1933 and encodes 575 amino acids. Gene Ontology annotation, molecular function: CoA-ligase activity.
GCAUGAAGCAAACGAUUCCUUGCACUUGCAGCUUGCAGCGUGCUUUCCGCACCUUGACGCCGUCGCCUUGAUCCACUGCAGCUGGAGGGUGGCAUCGCAUUCGCAGCCGCCAAAUCACAUCUAUUUAUACUCGUCCGGCAAGGAGUCCAAAGAGUAGUGACACGAGAAGACCAGGGGAGGGGAGAGCCACAAAUCUCCACUGACGAUGCAGGACGCCGUGGCGACCCACGGCCCCGCCAAUGCCGCCGCCGGCGCCACCUUCUACUGCGCCGCCGCCGGCGUGUACGCGAGCACGCACCCUCCGGUGGCCCUCCCGUCCGACCCCUCCCUCUCCCUCGUCCCGCACAUCUUCGCCCGCCUACCCGCCGCCCGCCCCGACGCCCCGGCCCUCGUCGACGCCGCCACUGCCGAGGCCCUCUCCCGCGCCGACCUCCGCCGCCUCGUAUCCGCCCUCGCGGCGGGCCUCCGCCGCCGUCGGGGCCUCCGUGAGGGGGACGUCGUGCUCCUCGCUCUGCCGAACUCCAUCGCCUUCCCCGUCGCGUUCCUCGCCGUCCUCGCCGCCGGGUCCAUCGCCACCACAAUGAGCCCGUUCAGCGCCCCCGCCGAGAUCGCCGCUAGGGUUCGGGACACCAGCCCCGCCCUCGUGUUCGCCACGCUCGACAACGUCGGGAAGCUCCCGCCGUUGCGCGUCCCGGUCGUCCUCGUCCCCGACGCCUUCCACCUCGCGGACGAGGGCGCCCCCGAGUUCGCACCCUUCCGCGAGUUGCUGCUGCUCGAUUCCGAGCCACUGCCGGGCCCUUCGGUCGGUCAGGACGACGCGGCCGCCAUCCUCUACUCGUCGGGGACGGGCGGCCGGAGCAAGGGCGUCGUGCUCACGCACCGCAACCUCAUCGCCACGGUCGAGCUCUUCGUGCACUUCGAGGCCUCGCAGUACGCCGCACCUGCUUGUGAUAAUGUCUACCUGGCGGCGCUGCCCAUGUUCCACGUCUACGGACUCUCGCUCUUCGCGGUGGGACUUCUCUCGCUCGGUUCCACGGUGGUCGUCAUGAAGAGGUUCGACGCAGGCGAAGCCGUUAAGACCAUUCGCAGAUUCAAAGUCACGCACUUCCCGGUCGUUCCGCCCAUCAUGGCGGCGCUGGUGCACACCACCAAGCCAGCGGCAAUGCCGUUGGAAUGCUUGGUGCAAGUGUCAACCGGUGCAGCGCCGUCCAGCCGCAGGCUCAUCGACGACUUCGUCAAGGCUUUCCCUCACGUCGAUCUCAUUCAGGGUUAUGGCAUGACUGAGUCUGCUGCCGUUGGAACUCGUGGCUUCAAUACUUCAAAGCAUAAGAAGUAUGGUUCAGUAGGACUCCUGGCUCCAAACAUGCAUGCAAGAAUUGUUCAUGUGGAAACUGGUUGCUCCUUGCCUCCAGGCUCUUGUGGGGAGCUCUGGCUCCAUGGUCCAGCUAUAAUGAAAGGUUACUUGAAUCAUGUUGAUCCAUGCGCAAUAAAUGGUGGCUGGCUGCGAACUGGUGACAUUGCCUACUUCGAUUUCGAUGGGUACUUGUAUAUAGUGGGCCGCUUGAAAGAGGUGAUCAAGUACAAGGGAUUUCAGAUAGCUCCAGCUGACUUGGAAGCAGUUUUGAUCGAACACCCUGGAAUUGUUGAUGUGGCUGUGACGUCUACUGAGGAUGAAGAAGCUGGAGAGGUACCAGUAGCCUUCGUGGUGAGGAAAUCUGGAAGUGGCCUAUCGUGCACGCAAGUGAUGGAGUAUGUAGCUAAGCAGGUGUCCCCGUAUAAGAAGGUGCGGAAGGUGGUGUUCGUGGAGUCGAUCCCCAAGUCGCCGGCUGGAAAGGUUCUCAGGAGGCUUCUCAGGGAAUCUCUUGCAGCUAGCGCUGUUGCUGGUCCAACAAGUUAUUCCGAGUCCAAUUCCAUGCGCCAUUCGAGACUGUAACUGCAGGACAAGGCCAGCCAAGCAGGAUCUCGGUCAGGAACAGUUUCCAGCUUUAUUUUAGGUUGCCGUGACCUGAAUAGGCCUUCUGUAUCACAGUUAGGGGCUUAGCACACUCACAUAGAUGAACAAAGACCUUUUGGAUUAGUUUGCUUGUUGAGCAAAAUUCAAAGUGUAAGGAAGAUGUUUUGUCUUCUUCUUCUCUUUGUGUCCUUCCGUUGAAAAAUACCAUGGUCAAAUCUUUCUACAA